Malania oleifera is the source of this 447-nucleotide messenger RNA. RefSeq names its product lysine-rich arabinogalactan protein 19-like. The record is from RefSeq and is a predicted model, not a curated record. The transcript has a single exon. NCBI's taxonomy places the organism in Eukaryota, Viridiplantae, Streptophyta, Magnoliopsida, Santalales, Ximeniaceae. Bases 1 to 447 code for a protein of 148 amino acids.
AUGGCUCGCUACGGCGCCGUUGUUGCUACCCUAAUGGCACUGUUCUUCGGUUCUGUGCUGGCGCAGUCUCCGUCAUCGGCGCCAACGGCUCACGCACAUCCGCCGUCCGCAUCUCAUUCCCCGACUUCCUCUCCGCCGAAGACCCACACGCCGCCAAAAUCUGCUUCUCCGCCGCCGGCUUCUUCGCCUGCUCCAGAGUCUGUUCCCGCUCCUCCGUCGAAGAAUCCUCCGGCAAACGCCCCUUCUCCGGCCGCCGACACACCGCCGCCAUCUCCUCCCUCUCCUCCGUCUCCUACCCCCUCUGAUUCUGCCCCGGCGCCUAGUUCCUCGGUGAUCUCCUCACCUCCCGCAGAAGCCCCGACCUCGGCCGCCAGCUCCUUCUAUAAGGGACUCGCAUUGGCCGGAUCUCUUUCCGCCAGCUCCUUGGCCGCCAUUUUCGUCAUAUAG